Entamoeba invadens IP1 is the source of this 891-nucleotide messenger RNA. RefSeq lists its product as hypothetical. Bases 1 to 891 code for a protein of 296 amino acids. The record is from RefSeq and is a predicted model, not a curated record. The transcript has 3 exons. Lineage: Eukaryota; Evosea; Mastigamoebida; Endamoebidae.
AUGCCCAGAAAUGUUUUUCAACUUAUCAAUGCUAACAUCAAGACUUACGAUGUCACAACUUUUCCGGAUGAAGUUGAGAAAGAGAGUUGUUUUAUAGGUGAUGAAGUAGAGAGUGAGGACAGUGCAUCAGAUGAAGAGGAAAUUCCAGAGAAUAAAGAAGAGACUGAUGAAGAAGACUAUUUGAGUUGUGAUGAGUGGGUCAAAAAACAUCCUGUUGACCCGACCGAAGAGAAGCUAAAAAAGGAUGUUGAAGUGAGACAAAAAGUAAAUGAUGAAGAGACUAUAGAAAAGGGGUUAAUCAAAGCAUCAAACACGCCAAACUCGAAUGACAAGUUUGGAAAAAUUAGGGAAGUGUUGGAAGCUUUUAUUCACAACUUAGUGAACAACAAAUACUUUACACCGAGCACCACGCUAUUGGUUGAUGAACACCUUUGCGCAUUCAAGGGAAAGAUAUGGGCAAAGGUAUUCAUCAAGUCCAAACCUCAGCGUUACGGCAUCAAGUUUUGGAUGUGCUGUGAUUGUGGAAGUGGUAUGGUUAUAAACCUACAGAUGUACUGUGGAAAAUGCGACAAUAAGGAAGAAAAUCAAGGAUUUCGGGUGACGAUAGAUAUGGUAGCUCCACAAUUGUGUAUGGGAAAAGUUGAGGUACCAGAAGAAGCCAAGCAAAUCAAACGGUAUGACCCCAAUGAUGAUAAGAAAGCUACUACAAGUAAGGCAGAUUCAACGGAAAUGUAUACAAAGGGUGUAUGCAAACUGCUUUCUUACUAUUACGAAAAAAAGACCUUCGUGCUCAUUAUGACGACGAUGCAUAAUGCUAAAGAGUUGUACGCCGUUCAGGAGCAAGUGAGGGCAAAGGAUGGCAAACUUGUGAGUGUACACAAACCAUUGUGA